ACACACAGUACACAAUCCACACUGCUAGCUUCCACAGCGCUGCGCAAGAACGUCACUUUUGAAAAGGUAGCAUAGUUCGCUUUUUAACGCUUUACCAAUUGUGCUUUGUCCGCAACUUCUUCAUCGGCCUACGCGAAAUGUGACAGAGUGAUGUGACAACAGUUUUACUUAAAAAAAAAAUCGCCAGUGGUUCGAAGUUUUCCCCAAAACCAACCCCGAGGAUUAUCUGCUAGACCGGAAUGAACAAUGGACACCAAGAAAAACAUAUCUCGUAACAACAGCAUCUGUCCCACACCAGAAGAGCUCCUGCUAGACGCCGUCAAAACCAACAAAGUCCAAAAAAUCAAGGAGCUGGUCAAAGAAAACGAAAGUCUACUCUCAGUCGAAUACCCCUACCCUCAUUUUGGAAAAAUCUUGUACGUAGCAUGUUCCGAAGAAGGUAUAUAUCCAGAAACAGUCCAACUCCUCCUACAACUAGGCGCGAAACCUUUCGAUGACACAGAAGGCCAAGGAGAAAUCAUCCACGUGGUGUGUAGACUCACCAACUCAGCAGUUCUUAAGAUACUCGUCAAAUACUUGACCAGAGAAGAGAUAAAUCACACUUAUCGAGGCAAUAACGCUUUGUUACUACUAGUUAAAGAGGGAGAAUACACCAACAGGACUGAAUUUCUGGAAUGUGCAAGAAUUCUUGUUAAAUCCGGCAUCAACGUCAACCACGCUGACCUGAAGAACUUCACUGCAAUCCUAUGGGCCAUCAAGAAGGACUACAGGGAUUUAAUUGAGGUGCUUCUGAAUAACAGCUUCGAUUUGGACAUCGACAACUACACAAUGAAUGGUAAAAGUGCCAGAGAGCUGAUAUUAUCUAAAUACCCCAGUGAUCUAGUGUUACCAGACAAUUUCACCACCAUUGCCAGCCCCAAAGACCUCCUCUUCAAAUACUUGAAGUCCUAUAAUGAAGACGCUUUUAUCAGUUACAACCAAGGUGAUAUUUCCCAGUACAAAGAUGCAGACGACUACACCCAAACCCUUCUUCAGUUGAGCUGCCAACUUGGACUGUUGAAAGCCACAAGACACCUCUUAGAAAACAAGGCAGACGUCCGUAGAACCACGCAGAAACAGCCUAGUCCCCCCUUGGAAUUAGCUGGUGAACAUGGUCACUUCGAAAUAGUAGAACUCCUCCUAGACAACGACAAAAGCUUGAAGGUCCCAAGCUCAACGCUAUCGAUCCUGUUGAACAAGAUGAACCUCAGUGAAUCUGGCGGAAAAUACGAGAAGUGCUUCGAGGAACUUAUGAAAAACCAGGAUGAGGCAUCUCUGAAUUCUGGAUCAAGCAAGAAUUUCCAGCAGACCCCUCUGCAUUACGCUGUGAAGUUCGCCAAGACCAAGCACAUCUUAGAACUUCUUCACAAAGGCUCUUCCCUUGCUAACAAGAACGAGUUUGGAGUGAUGGCCAUCGAGAACAUAGAAGCUGACGUGCUGGAACAACAUUUAGACGACUGCGUGGAUAUUAACGAUAUCGACAAAAACAACAUUUACGUCACUUUGAAGUACAAGACUUUGCUGCCGUCUCCUUCAAGACUGAACACAACUGUGGAAGGCUGCGAGGAAGGAAAACCUGCAUAUACCCAAAAUCUAGCCCCUGAAACCGACGCCGUAUUGUACAUGUGCCAGGCACCCUACCUGAAGCACCUUUUAACCCACCCUGUGAUAGAUACAUUCCUGCUGUUGAAGUGGCACAAGAUCAACAUGAUCUUCUACACUAAUUUAUUCUUUUACUUUCUAUUCAUCACAUCGCUUGUUACUUAUAUAUUUUCUGCAUUUGGAAACUUUCACUAUAUUUCGCAGAACGAAUCUUCCUUGGCCACUCUGGCGAAUGUCAGCCAUUUCAUCCUUUGUGUUACCUACGUGUUGCUUGUGUUAAGGGAAUUGUUUCAAAUACUAGUCAACCCGAUGGAUUAUUACAAAGAUAUCGACAACUGGAUCGAGGUGAUUUUAAUUUUCAUCGUCGGUUUCAUGGUCUUCUUGAAGGACCCUACCAAUGACACCAGAAAACAGCUUUCGUCCCUGGCCAUCUUACUAUCCACUUUCGAGUUGAUCCUAAUGGUUGGACAAUACCCUAGGCUCACAACCAACGUGGUGAUGUUCAAGAGGGUCUCAACAAACUUCAUAAAAUUCCUCGCCUGGUAUUUCUUGCUGAUCGCUGCUUUUGCCAUGAGUUUCUUCAUACUUUUCAGUGAGAGCGUCGAGGAAAAACAAGAAGGAGAUGGGGAAGGUGACGAAGAGAACCAAAACUUCUUCAUAAAUCCUGGUGGAGCCCUGUUCAAAACCUUGGUGAUGUUGACUGGUGAAUUUGACGCGAGUGAUAUGAACUUCCAUUCGUUCCCCAUAACCAGCAAGGUGAUCUUCAUACUCUUCGUUUUGAUGAUCGCUUUGAUCCUCUUGAAUCUGCUCAACGGUUUGGCGGUCAGCGACACCCAAAGCAUCAAAAAUGACGCAGAGUGCGUGGGACUGAAGGCAAGAACUGAGCACAUCCACUACAUGGAAACCAUGGUCUUGGGCAACAUUCUUCCAACCACAGUGUUGAACUUCUUGAAUAAACUGUGUUGUUGCAUUCCAUUCCAAGAAAACCUGAAAAUUAUAAUAAGCCAACCGCUGUCCAAACACAUCAGUUUGUACCCUAAGACUGAGAUCAGAAUUCCAAUGUCCAAUGAUUUCGAAAUGAUGAAAGUGGACAAGAAGGGCAGCAAGAAAGAGAGCGCUUUGGCUGUUUUCAACUCCCUCAAGUUGGACAAAAAGAUCCAGAGGAAAAUCAGGAAGGUCAUGCAGAAUCAGAGGAUGACAAGUAAUGAGACGUUUGUGAAGAACAAAAUCAAGCAGAUAGAAAACGACCAAGCGAAAAUUCUAACGAUUCUUGAAGAUAUUAAGAGGAGAAUGAAACAAGAUGCGUGAUUUAUUUUGUUGAAAGCUAAGCCAGACAGUUUGAAUGGCGUUUUCAUAAUAUUUUUUCUUUUUAGAUAUUUUAAUUUUCGUUGAUCAUUGUGGAGAGUUAUGCAUUUUCUAUGACAGACGCUUAUUUUUCUAUUAUUUUCUUUUUUUUAAUAUAAUAUUUUAUCC
Messenger RNA from Harmonia axyridis, 3114 nucleotides. RefSeq names its product transient receptor potential cation channel protein painless-like (gene pain). Gene Ontology annotation, molecular function: monoatomic ion channel activity; protein binding. The transcript has 2 exons. The record is from RefSeq and is a predicted model, not a curated record. The coding region runs from base 247 to 2949 and encodes 900 amino acids. Gene Ontology annotation, cellular component: membrane. Gene Ontology annotation, biological process: monoatomic ion transport; transmembrane transport. NCBI's taxonomy places the organism in Eukaryota, Metazoa, Arthropoda, Insecta, Coleoptera, Coccinellidae.